UGCCGCAGCUCCGGUCGCCGCCCUGCAUCCGCUCGCCCGUCAGUCCGUCCGUGCGUGUGUCGGUGCCGCCGAGGCCAAGGCCAGGGCGGGGACCCGGCGCCGGGCGGGGGGCCGGGCCGGGCCGCGGGGUGGGGGGCAACGGGGUCCGAGCCCACCAUGCCGCGCGGCGUGGGCGUGGGUGGCUUCUGGGCGCUGCUGUCGUGCGGGCUCGCGGCUCUGUGCGCUCUGGGCCUGCUGUCGCCAGCGUGGAUCGUGCCUCCCGCUCCCCGCGGCCCCAAGACGGCCCCCCCGCCGCCCCUGGGCCUGCUGGGACCCUGCCUGACCCCCGCCCCGCGGCCCUGCGCCCCCUUCGCCCUCGGGGGCCUGCGCAGCUUCGGCGACAUCCCGGCCAGCGCCUGGCAGACCAGCACUGUGCUGUGCUCCACUGGUGGCGUGCUUCUGGCCCUCAGCGCCCUGCUGGCUGUCGUCUCCGUCUUCCUCCCCAGUGGGUUCUCUGAGAGGCGAGUCUGUGCCCUGGCCGGCUACAUGCAGAUGGCAGCAGUGGUCAUCAUGGCCUCGGGCCUGCUGGUCUACCCUUUGGGCCUCAGCUCAACUUCUGUGAAGAGAUCUUGUGAGAACGCUGGCCUCUACAGUGCGGGGAGCUGCCAGAUUGGCUGGGGCUACAUGCUGACCAUCGUGGGGGUUGCGCUGUCAGGCUUCUUGCCCUUCUUUGCGAAGUAUGCGCCCAAAGAGCACAUCUCACCUACCCCCAUGCCCACUAUUCUAUAACAGUUGUCACCAACGAAAGUACGUCUCAUCUAAAACAAACGAGCAGAAGGUAGAGGAGUAUCUUGUUUUGCUUUAUUGCUAAAACAAACAAAUACCAUGGAAAUACAGGGGUCUGUUUCCCAGUGCCCCCAACUGCCUUGACCGUCUUCCAUCAGCAUGAGUGCCUGAGUCUGGGGUUGCAAUAGAACUCACGAGAAUGCAAGGAGCCUCUGUCCUUCUCCAGGCAGAGAUCCCAGCCACGAGGAUCAGGCCAACCCACACCUGUCUGGCCUCAGAGAGUGGCAUCUACCUCCCAGUUUCCUCUAUGUCUCAAACACAGUCAGUCCUUUAAAAAAGCAAUUCAUUUUCAUUGGUGACUAGAUAUUAAAUUUUUAUAUAAGCCCAGUUGUGACAACGGUCAGGGUGCUGUGUCAUGUCUAACGAAUCAAUUCUCCAGGUAGCUAAAGGGGACACUGUGUUGGCCAGAAGAAAGCACACUGGAUUAUGCAUGGCCAGAUAGAGGCAGGUGGGUCUCGCAAAUACAGAUUUAUAGUCGAGAAAGGCCUGUCUGCUCUUAGUUUUCCAGACUUUAGAGACAUGGGAGACCUUGCGGAUGAGGACCCAGUGGCUGUCCGUACCCAGCAGGGGGAAGAGCCAUGCCCAGCCAAAGUCAUCCUGAGAAGGCAGUGAGGAGCAAAACAGGACUGAAACUCAGGUCCGCCGACUUCAUAAGCAAGGGCUCUUCCCAUUAUAUCAUGCUGUUUUCCAAUUGGUUCAUUUGAAAUUUUCCUUAAAAAGACUUUGCAAAUGAUAUCCCUAGGUUAAAUAUUGGCAUUAAGUAGAACAAAAUGAAACACCCAGAGACUUGACUGAUGACACAUAGAUUUUCUUGGAAUCAGCUUGAAAGGUAUUGGGACAAAAAGGCUACCGUGUUUAGUAGACAGGAGAGGUUUUCUAAAAACACAAACAUCUUUCUGCUGUUGUGAGAACAGCACAUCUGCCUGGCCUCUGCACAUCUGUGCUGACUGCCGUGUGUGUGUGUGUGUGUGUGUGUGUGUGUGUGUGUGUGUGUGUGAUGGCUACAUUAUCUAAUCUCAAGAAAUCUUCAGCAUUUUGGGGGGGGUCUCAUCUUUGUAUGGAAUCACAUUGGUUUUUCUACUGCAGGAGAGUCCAACAAAUACACCAUUUGCCUUAACCAACAGAGGAAUUGGGUUCCAAGCUUACUCCAUUGCCACAUCUCAUUGGGGAAAAAAGAUUUGUGGUCCCAUGGACACCCGUCUUCUUAGGAAUUAACAAACAACGAAGGAUCUUGGAUCUAUUUUAAUACUCACCAGAAAUCUUGUCCAGUGCAUUUUCUAAAUGGUGCAUGUGGCCUGUGAUUGGAUCCAUCAAAUCCAUCAUCACAGUUAACAAUUUUUCUGAGUCCUAAGCGGGUUUUUUGUUAAUUAUUUCUCAUGACAAACAUACUUGAAGGAAAUGAUAGGAAAUGGUAGGGAAGGGCAGGGAAACUAAACAGAGAAAAGCCUCACUUUGGGAAUAAAGGAAUAGGGGCUGAUUCAUUUUUACCAUCAGAGCUUCCUGAACCUUUUGGAUUUAAAACUGAAGAAGAGAAUUAUUUUUAGAACCAUUUUAAGGUAUGUUCUCAUGAACACCCAGGGGCAUAUUGUUCAUAUGAGGUAAUAGAAGUGAAGGGAAAUUCUGCGUGAAAAGGGAAAACAUUCCGGGAAUUCUGCCGUGCUGCCCAGAGAGAGGCCAGGCCAUGUGAGGGAGGAGCAGGAAGGGUCAGUGAGCCCAAGGACACACACACACAUACAUACAUACACACACACACACACACACACACACACAUAUGCACACAAAAUGCUCACGCCCACAGUGCCCACCUGCAUACCCACACCCGCACAUAGGAGCACACAAACAUGCACACACGUUGUCCCACCUUUCUUCAGGUGAAGUCACAGCAUGUGACACAGUCUGGGCUCGUUUUCAGAGUUGCUGAAUGAUGUCAUUAAGAGCCCAAAAGAUGAGAAAGCGGCAAGAGGAGGGGCGCUGAUGACUGCCAUCAGGUUCUUUGCCUCAUGGCUUGUCUAGGAAAGCAAACUUUGUUUUCUGAAGCCACCUGGUCCAGGAAAACAAAGAUGAAAUUUGGGGGUCUCAUUCAGAAGGAAGCUACUCUUCCUGCAGGUCUGGAGCAGCGGGAAAAUCUGCCCCUGCUCCCAGAAAGGACAAGAGAGGAGCAAGCUUUGAUCCCCUAACCGGUUUGUGCCUUUCCAGUAGAACCUAUUCAUUCUUGUUUUCAAAAGCAACAAAACCAUCCUCAGCCGCUGAGAAUGGUGGACAGAGACCAAUCGAUGUCGCAGCAUCCUGUGUGAUUCCUCCUUGGAGCAAGCAAAGUGCAGUGUUUAUACUGGUUUCCCUCACAUCUGGUUGGGAAAAGUGAUUUAUUAGCACAAAAUUAGCUAACGCGCCAACACAAGAAAUCCCAAAGCAGGUAACCUUGCCUUUUGUGAGCUUCACAGAGGUAGAUUCCUUGAUAACUACAAGUGAGCUUCUCUAGAAUGUUAUUGUACCCAACGACUUCUCACACAUUAUGUUGGAAAUCUCAAUUUUCUGAAAUAUAGAGUCAACUUGCAAAUUUCCAUUUUUGAAUACUUUUGCAUUAUCAAAACUAAUGCUGCCAUUGAUCUCACAAAAUUUUGCAAAGAAGAUAUUCUUAAUUAGCUAAUCACUACAUGUUUACUAAUGCUGAUAAGUCACUUUUUAAACAAUCAUAUUUGUAAGUUGCAUCGUGUCAACUGUUUCUUUUUCUUUAUUUUUUUAAACAUGAAACUUACUGGUUCAGGUUCAAAUUUGAGGGUUGUUUUUUCUAAACUAAAACUCGUUUCAAGUGUAACUAAAUGCUGUGUUGUCGAUACUGUGUUUCUGCAUUAACUCGAUGGCCACUUUGGGGAUGAGGACAGUUUUCUGUGCUUGCUGAAUGAAUAUUCACGGUGUUUAAAAUAUUGGCAUCUUCCAUUAGCCAACACUGUAAAAUAAAACAU
Dromiciops gliroides (monito del monte) is the source of this 3788-nucleotide messenger RNA. Its product is annotated as transmembrane protein 211-like. Lineage: Eukaryota; Metazoa; Chordata; Mammalia; Microbiotheria; Microbiotheriidae. Bases 157 to 768 code for a protein of 203 amino acids. Gene Ontology annotation, cellular component: membrane. The record is from RefSeq and is a predicted model, not a curated record. The transcript is spliced from 3 exons.